Messenger RNA from Sphaeramia orbicularis (orbiculate cardinalfish), 3650 nucleotides. RefSeq names its product zinc finger protein 296 (gene znf296). Lineage: Eukaryota; Metazoa; Chordata; Actinopteri; Kurtiformes; Apogonidae. The coding region runs from base 228 to 2384 and encodes 718 amino acids. Gene Ontology annotation, cellular component: nucleus. The record is from RefSeq and is a predicted model, not a curated record. Gene Ontology annotation, biological process: positive regulation of transcription by RNA polymerase II. The transcript is spliced from 3 exons. Gene Ontology annotation, molecular function: DNA-binding transcription factor activity; RNA polymerase II cis-regulatory region sequence-specific DNA binding.
UGCGGGGGAAGAAGCGUGAACUUGAACGCUGCCUUCACUGCUCAGUGCGAGUCCAGGCACAGUCCGGCUAGUCUCAGAUCAGCCUGUUCCCGCAGCCCAGGUUUCGGCCAACUUAUCAGAGGGAAAACAAGUGGACGGAUUUAGCUUCAGGAGGUUUUUCUGUUUCUGGUGUAUUUGUUGCGCUGUUUGGGACCCAGAACGGUGCCAAACGCGGAACGAUCGACGCGAUGUCCAGGCGCAAACUUGGAAGCCGACCGCAGCACCUGAGUGCAAUUCAAGAUGUCACUGAGCCGGUGGACUUCAGUGGCUCAUCAGAUCAGCAGCCUGCCCCUCCAGCACUUGUAGCCUCCGAUGAGGGCAGUGACCUGCUGACCUGUGGCCAGUGCAGCCAGGCCUUCCCUCUGGCCCACAUCCUGGCCUUCAUCCAACACAAACAGGGAGGCUGCCGGUCCCGAAACCAGGCCUCCAACACCAGAGCCGCGCCUCCCUCACCUGCCAACCGAGCACAGCAGCGCAUCGCCAACACCGAGCUUGAGCCGGGAUUCAUCGAGCUGAGGAGAGGGGCGGCCCGGGACAGAGCCUGGGGGGAGGAGCCUGGUUUGAAGGUGAAGGCGGAGUCUCACAAAACAGCGCCUGAGGAGCCGUCCUAUUUCACCUGCCAGCAGUGUGAAGGUGUGUUUCCAUCAGCGUGGGCAGUCCUGCAGCAUGCUCAGCACACACAUUCCUUCAGCAUCUACCAAGAGGAUGAGGAUGAGGACACCGACAUGAGAUCAGGAAGAGGAGAAAUCAAAGAGCAUAAACCAGCCACUGCCACACUGGACCCACGCCACUUGAGCCAAGCACUUGCCUCUGCCUUUCAACCCUCUGCUCUGCGCCUCAGUCGCUCCCGUCAGACGCAUACCACCUCCACAUCAUCUUCUAGUAAUACGAAGGCUCUGAACUUUUCAAUCAGGCUCAGGGAACUGGCAGAGGGCAGUAAUACCACAAGCAGCUCCACUGGAGGCCUGGUGCUGUCUCCGUCCUCCUCCCCACCUGCUGCUUCUCCUUUUCCCCAGACCAGUGCCAAUCAAGCGUACUUCCAGUGUGAGCUAUGUGACCAGAACUUCCAGUCCUUACGCGCCUUGUCUGCCCACCGCCGGACUCACACCUGCGAGAAGCCCUAUCACUGUGGAGUGUGUGGGCAGGCCUUUUCCCAGAGUGGCCAGCUGGCUCGUCAUAUACGGAGCCAUCACAGGGAAGCUGGAGGUGGAGGAAGUGGAUACGAAUCAAUGGAGAUGGUCGUCAUGGAGGAGGACGUAGGGAGGCAGGGGGUGAGAGGGAGAUUUCAAAUGCAGCCAGCUGGAAUCACUGGAAAAGCAGCCAACGUGAGAUCUCAGGGUCCUUCUGAGCUGGACCUCACCCUGCCCAAACACCCCUCCAUCGCUUCAGGCCUGAUGCUGCUGACCUCACAGGUUAGACCGCCAGACAGGGAGCUGCUGAGGCUGUACCAGCGCCAGGGAGAGGGAGGGGAGGAGGAGGUAGAGGGACAAGUGGAGCCCAGGCACACCUCACCAUGUGCCAGCCCCUCUGAAGGCUCACUGGAGAGUGGAGAAACAGGGGGCAGCGGCGAGAGCGGCAUUGCUAGUGGAAACUGCACACCCAAAAGGCCAGAGAUAGGAGUGCGAGGGGUUGGAGAGUGGGAGAGCGAAAGAGGGGAGAUGAUAGAGAGAGAGAAAGAGUGGACCACAGCCAAAGUCAGCGAGGCAGUGCAGGAGUGGCAGAGAGAAAACGAGAGGCGGAGUACAGGAGGAGGUGUUAUUGCAGGACACAACAAUAACAACACCACUGCCAGCACAGGUGGCAAAAAGAAAAAAGACGAGGCCUGUGAGUUCUGUGGUAAACAGUUCCGCAACAGCAGUAACCUGACCGUGCACCGCCGCAGCCACACAGGCGAGCGACCAUAUCGUUGUGGCCUCUGUAACUACGCUUGUGCCCAGAGUUCAAAGUUAACACGCCACAUGAAGACCCACGGUGCUCAAGGCUCCAAAGCUCCUUUUCUUUGCCAGUUGUGUGCAGUGCCUUUCACUGUCUAUGCCACUUUAGAGAAACACCUGAAGAAAGUGCAUGGCCUGAGUCAUGCUAGUGUGGGCACUUACGCACAGGCCAGCGCCGCUGAUACUUUGGCUGCCAUAAAAGCUGAAGAAGAAGCAGUAGUGGUGAAAAUGGAGGAGGAUGAGGCCAGUUUGGAUCAGAUGGAAAUGGAGGGCAAGACACAGAGUGACGUGGGCAAAGGCAUGGAGGUGGAUGAAGGACAGAACCUGGAGGGGUUUGUGGAGAACCAAAGGAGUUCAGCUGCAGUGGAGUGCAGUGCAGAAACAGGCUUGGCUUUGACCUCUGCACCCUAAGACAAGUUGCCAUCCCCAAACAUAACAUUAAAAUAGCACUGUAUAGAAUUGAAAUUCCCAUCGUUGAACUGACAGGCACAUUAACCUGGACUCUAGUUAAAAGAAGAAGCUGUAGAAAGUAGCAAGCAGUCUUGCACUGUUGCCCCCCUGUUUCCCCAUUCUACCCCACACUGAGGCACACAGCAGCCUGCCACACUGUUCAUGAUUGUAUGCAAAGCUGCUGGUUGAAACUAAGUGCCUACAGUUCUUUAGACCACAGACAAAAACAAGGCCAUGACAUUCAGCAGGGAGAUUACCAGAGCUCUUGAACAGGAAGUGAACUGCCACAGUCCACACCGACGCAGGAAACUGAUCACCAUGUUGCAGUGCAGGAUGCAAAAGACGAACGAUUUAUCUCUCUGGUGACCCACUGGACAGGUGGGGACAGAAAUAAACUUUCAGAUAAUACAGAGAACAGAUUAUAUAAAAUGAAAAGCCUAGCAAUAGAAUCAUGUUAAUAUAUUUUCCCCAUCAGCAGACCUUUUAUAUGAGAGGUCAUUUAAUGUAGUGCUGCAUAGCGUUGCUGGUUUCCUUUUGAGAAGACCUUUUAAAGACUAAAGUUGUUUGAAGAGACACAGGGGUGAAAUGAAUCCAAACACUGUCUGCCUGCAGAUUCUCAGACUUCUUUUUAAAGGCGCUUGGUUGUCACAACACUUGUCACUUAACAUAAUGUUUACAGGGCUCAUGGGGCCAAGCGAGGCUGUGCUCCUGACUUUGUGACAGUAUGUACAGAUGAUUUUCUGUUGUUUAGUUCAUUUCCUUAUUUUAUAAAUGUGAAUAUGGAGACUUUAAAGUCAUGUCUACUGAUAUUUUCCAUGGUUAGUUUCUAUGCAUAAAGAAAACUGCAGUUUUACUUGCAGUACAUGUAAAACGGGUGUGUAUUAAUUUUUCUCUACUUGUACUUUAUGUGACGGUUAUUUCUUUUUUUCCAUUGUUUACAUUUGUGAAGUGCCGGACCGCUCAAAGCUCAUGCAUGUUUUGCAGCCAUAAAAAAAGUACUGCUGUUUUUGUUUUUUUUGUUUUUUGUUUUUUGUUUUACAUUUUCUUGAUUGAUUUUCUCCUUGUUUAUGGAUGCUGCAUGUAAAAGUCUGUUUGACUGCUGAUCUACAGGGUUGGGAGGUAUUGUCAUAGCUAGUUGAUUGGUGGUGUUUUGUGGAAAGCCACCAAGCAAGCACUUGGUUGAGUGAGUUGUGUGAAUGUUUUUGUGUGUGUACAUAUAGAAAAAGA